This is a messenger RNA of Petromyzon marinus (sea lamprey), 3389 nucleotides long. RefSeq names its product transmembrane protein 107-like. Lineage: Eukaryota; Metazoa; Chordata; Hyperoartia; Petromyzontiformes; Petromyzontidae. Gene Ontology annotation, biological process: protein localization to ciliary transition zone; non-motile cilium assembly. Gene Ontology annotation, cellular component: MKS complex. The record is from RefSeq and is a predicted model, not a curated record.
CCGGCGUCGUGAUGUUGGGUCUCGCGCUCUACUUCCAUAAACAAUAUGGCCGCCUUUAUACUCACUAUCUAAUUCCGGUCCCCGGUUUAAUCAGCAGUUGCUUGGCAACUCUGGCAUCUCAUGGGCCGCGUGCAGGUUGCAAGUUGUGAUCGCGUCCACGCUUAACUUUCCACAUUAUCAGGCGUCGAUUAAGCCACUGGUAAUUAAAACGUGUCGUAAGUAAUUGUAAAGGGAUUAAGUCAGCGAGAUCGGGGCAUUCACGAAUUGUAGUUUGUUAGUUGGGGUUUUGCCUUUAAUUGGGACCCGUGAUUGGAACUUCAUGCUGGUGGUAAAAAUGCUGUUAAGCCUUCUUUGCAGUUUCAAUUUAAAGCUUUCGUGACUGCAGGGAUUCAUAUUCUUGGUUCUUUCGGUAAAGUCACGUAGAAGGGAAAUAAUAAAAUAAUACAAAUAAAAUUAUAAUAUUCUCACGACGUUUCGAUUGCAACCUUCUACGUGACUUUACCGAAAGAACCAAGAAUAUACUUAAUUGCAGUGUUCCACUUUCCUAUUGAUAUCAACUUUGUUCCGUGGGCGCCCGCCGCCAAAGGAACGUGCCAUUUCCACAACUGGUCAGGGCGAUGCGUACGGUGAGCGGCCUCGUGGGCCUGCGCUUCGUCUCGCUCUGCGCACACACGGUGCUCGUCGCCACCGCGCUGUGGGCCGCUGUGGCAUUCGGCUGGCGCUGUGGGGACGGCGCCCUGAGGAGGGACUGCGCGGAAGAAAACCUGAUCGCCUGUAUUCCAGUGCCGCGCACCACAGAAAACCAGACGCCAACGAAUGAGGUGGUGAUACCGCUGGCGCUCACAUUGGCUGCACUGGGGGUGGAGUGGAUCGGCUUCAUCACUGGGAUGUCCGUGCACAGCAGCUCCCAGAGCCUCCUCUCCAUCGGUUGUCACAGCAGCGCCGGCAUCACGAUGGCGUUCUACCUGUUUGACUACCUGGCCUGCGACGCCGCCUGGUGGCUCCUGGGUGUCUGCAGUGUGCCACCGGCCGUGCUGGAGGUGGUCGUGGUGCUCAGUCUGCUGCUCAACAAAAGGCCUUACUAACCAUGCCACACUGAUCACAGCCGCUCAGGUCGCUUGGAGAAUUCUUGCUAAAGUGUGGUCGUGUGUCCAACAUGGGCUAGCUUUAUAGUUAAAAGUCAAACGAGAGUUCCUACUCGAAUGAGCAUCAAAGUAGAGCUCAUUUGUUUACAACCCCGAGCCAGCGGUGAAAAUGCUACAUUCCUGUGAUUGUGCAAGUCUAUUGAUUGGAUAACCAAGUGGUACUAAUUUUUAUACCCCAGAGGGAUGAUGGCCUGAGUCAAUCCCUAACUAGGAUUUGAAUUUGUAACCUCCUGAUUGCGAGCCACUUGCUCUACCACCGAGCCAUCUUCAUAGUAGGCAGGUGACAAUUUACUGCCCUGUGAGUCGAUAAACUGUCGCAAUUAGAUUAAGAAUUUCAUUCUUGGUAGUUUUGAUGGUACAUUUUUGCUUGUUUUAUCCAGUAUUUAGUGCCGAUAGUCUGCUAAAGAAAGCAGUUGCAUAUUUGUAUACACAAAUAAUUAUUCUGAUUCUAUUUAUAUUUCACGAGUAAAAAAAACAUUUUCAUGCUUUCUAGUAUUCUGAGGCAUGCUGUAAGCUUUACCCUAAAUGAGGCCAUCAUGGCUAUUAUUAUUAUGCUUGUUUGCCCAGGAGAGUCUCACCAAGUCUCAAGACUUUUUCAGGAGGGUCUUGCCAGAUUUUUGCAGGUGUUGAUUUUGCUGUGUUCCCUCAUUUGAGUAAUUUUCAGUUUUGGGAUGUUUGCCAGUUACACUGUGUGGCUUCUGUGAUUUGGAAGGAAACCGGAGAAUCCAGCGUAAAACCAUGCAAAACGGAGAGAGAACAUACAAAUUCCAUACAAUAAGGCACCUGAGUUGGGAAUUAAACCCAGGCCCUUUUUUGCUGUAAGGAAUGAGUGUUACCACUGAACCACCCUGCCCCCCCAAGGUAAAAACGUCUGCCUACUCAAGCUCACAUAGGGAGGUGCUCACCUCUAUUUGUGGCUUUGAGCUAGAUAGGGAAAAUCCAAAAUUCUAUGAUGGGACCAGUACUCCAAAGUAUGAUCAGCGUUGAGAAAUAAAUGUUUUUAUAAGCUUGUAAAAUACAACAUAGAACAGAUUGUACAUUUUGUGAAAAUGUAUAUUUGUAUCAUUUCUGGUUGGAUCAUUCAUUACAUCUGAUUGACAUGUGUAGCAAAUGGCAGGGUUCAACUGCAUAUGGUUUGACUUUGAAAACUUAUUACAUGUGCUUUAUAUUAUGAAUAAAUUCAUUUUUUUAUCUUGAUAAUAAAAAAAAUUGUAAUGGUGAUAAGAGAAAAGUUUACACGUCUACCUUCCUUUUCCACUCUUGCGAGUGGAAUUGUCCUGUUGGGUUGGCGCUUAAUAAAUAAGUCUUGCCUUUGUUGCCAACAUGCUCUUUGUACAAUUAAGUAUCAAAUUUUUAAUGAUCUCUAACGGAAGAAAUACAAAGAUAUUCUAAUUCAAACGUGAUCUCUAACUACAGAGUUCUUCAACAGUUGCCUGCACUCGGAAGCGCUGCGGCAAGGGGAGGGGUACACAGGGGAGCAAGGAGGAUUAGGGACUAUCCUGAAGCACUGACCUGGGAAGUGAUGUAUCUAAUACUUGAGGCGGCGCAGGGAGGGGAGGCGUUUGGCUGUCUGCACCCUGGCCGCCCCCCACGACAAAACCGGUGCGUGCAACGGCUCCGCUAGCGCACGCACAGCCGUUCACUUUCACUCCACAACCUUUAGUUCACAGUGCAACCGGGGUUUCAGACUGCACAAUGGAGGACGGGGGAGUGCUGGGGAGGGGGGAGGCGUGAUGGGAGUCAAAGGCGGCUGCCGGCACGAGAUUUGAGGGAGGAAAAUGGCCGACGCCAACGUAUGUCCCUCGCGCGUGCGGAGCAGCUUUGCGACGCAGCAGCAGCAUUGGUGUCUGAUGCUGGAAAAGCGCGGUCCUGUCGUCCGACUUCAGGUGAAAUGUGAUCUCAGUUUUUUCCUUUUCAUCGUCGUGUUGGGUAUUUUUUGCCUUUUUAUCUUUUAGCAAACGAUACAGCAUGGUGUACAACUGAAGGAGCCUUCCUUCCCUUCCUGGUUCACGGGGUCACGCUUCCUGUGAGCGUCGUGGUUUGGUGUGCGUCACUUCCUGUGCUUCUCUCGCAUCCACGCUUGGAUCCUCUCCUUCAACUCCGUUUCUGGAUUGCACGGGAAAAAGAAAUAAGCGCCUCAAAAAUAUGACAAGAAUAACCAUCUCUUGGAUUUCCCAGGGCACUUGCAAAUCAGACUCAUCCAGUCUCUUUAGUCCUCACCUGGUUAAACAAUACAUUUUAAAU